Penicillium brasilianum is the source of this 1602-nucleotide messenger RNA. The record is from the annotation of a GenBank genome assembly. NCBI's taxonomy places the organism in Eukaryota, Fungi, Ascomycota, Eurotiomycetes, Eurotiales, Aspergillaceae.
AUGCGCAAUGCAUUUUACAAAAGAGCCAAGAUACUCUAUGACUUUGGCGUAGAAGAAGAUCUUCUAUGUCGAUCUCAGGCAGCCGGGUUACUCUCCUAUGAAAGCUCUGCCUCCGAUAUUUCUGGCAACUCCACUUGGCUUGCCCUGGCUAUACAGCAUGCUCGUACUGUCAAUGCACAUCUUUACGAUCAAUUACCGGAAACUGGAAGCUAUAGCCGCUCCUCUCUGAAAAGGCUUUGGUGGUCACUGAUCCUUCGAGACAGAGUUAUUGCUCUAGGCAUGCGGCGGCCUUUGCAAAUUCUGACUAGUCAUUUUGACGUCUCCUUGCCCGACAAUUUGAAUACCCAGGAUUUUGAGGACAUGGAGCAUCACUCAAAUGUCUACAAUCUCGAGACAAAGUGUGCCCUCCGUGAUGUAUUUCUUGCUCAAUGCAGGCUUGCCAUUGCACUCACCCCCGUGAUUAUGACAAUAUACCCUCCAGGGUACAUGUCUGGCUCGCCAAAGGACCUAGUGUCCACGCUAGCUCGUGCCGAAGAUGUCAAGACUCGUUUGCAGUAUUGGCGUUCUCAGCAUGCUUUCGUCUUCUCGACAGCCAAGUCAGAAACACACCCCUCAGUGACGCUCUUCAAACAACUCACUGCCUUGUAUUAUGAAUCCGGUCGACUCACACUGCAUCAUCACAUCGCCUUCUGGCUCUAUCAAAGUCGUCGUCUCCAACGUCCUUCCAAGCUACUAGAUGCCGUGACAUCUAUCAACAGUAUCCUGAAACGCUUCGUGAUUGAUGGAACCGCAAACCACCUCCCAAUCAGUGUGGUAGCAUUCACCAUUCUUCCUCAAAUGUUAAUGACGUUCAGUCUGCGACUCUCACAUGGCAGCCUUGGUCAUCAGCAACAACAAUACUUCUCCAAAAUCUACGAGGAGUUGAACAAAUUGCACCGCUUACGUUACGAUGUUUCCCACGUCUCAUCGUGGAUGAAUGCAAUACUAAACUCGUUCGAGUCUUCAAUGCCAACCGUGGAAGCACAAACGAAUGAAAAUGUUGACAAGAAAAAAAAAUCCCAGAAUCGAAAUUUGAUAUGGCUACUUGAGAACCAUCCUGCAUUGUACUUUCACCUUUUGGAUGGCAUGAAUGGGGCUCUUGCCACCGGUCACUUGUCAUUGGGAAACUCCAAUAUCUCCAAAGUGUCUGCCCCGGCGACAUAUCUACAACCUUUGCAAACGAGAUUACUUCCCCCUGUUCCAGGUUCCCCAAAGUCAAACCAAGCGGAUUCAGAACAGGGUCAUGCGGAUUCAGGAGGCGAGUUUGAACUUGAUCCCGAUGUUUUGACCGGGGAUGCAUUUGAGAAUAGCCCCUCUCUUGGUUCUGUGGAGCCCUAUGACCUAUUCAUGGGUGAGAUGGAGUUUUUAGAUGCAGACUUUUUAGCUCCGCCGACAGAUAUGACCCCUCUUGCAGACUCUGAUCAAUCAACCCACAGUACGCGAGGGUGGAUUUCAUCCAUGCCAAUGGAGCAAGACGAGGAUGAUCCUGGCGAAGACGAAUCCCAAUAUGAGGGGUGGCGUACGGAUGCAUUGUUGUCUCAUAUAGGUUUGUUUGGAGAGUAA